This is a messenger RNA of Malurus melanocephalus (red-backed fairy wren), 1146 nucleotides long. RefSeq names its product beta-1,3-galactosyltransferase 5 (gene B3GALT5). NCBI's taxonomy places the organism in Eukaryota, Metazoa, Chordata, Aves, Passeriformes, Maluridae. Gene Ontology annotation, cellular component: membrane. The record is from RefSeq and is a predicted model, not a curated record. Gene Ontology annotation, molecular function: N-acetyl-beta-D-glucosaminide beta-(1,3)-galactosyltransferase activity. Bases 93 to 1127 code for a protein of 344 amino acids. The transcript is spliced from 2 exons.
CCAACUUCAAAAAUGUGACACAUGGCCUCUCCAGCAAAAGGACCGGGAGCAGGUUCUGGGCUGGUGCAAGAGCCCCACAGGACACAAAGGGGAUGAAGAUGAGAGGAACGUGGCUGGCUCUGCCCGUUGGACACCUGCUGGCUCUGGGGCACAGGCACAAAUGGAGAAACAUGACAGAUUUCAGCAAGUUGAGGCUGUUUGUGUGCCUGGUGGGGCUCAGCACUGCCAGCUUCUGGGUUUUCUACAGCUGGGCCGAGCUGUGUGUGCUCUGUGAGCGCAGCCAGGAUUUCCUGCUCCCCACGGAGACUUUCAGGAGGAUCCAAGGGAACUUCUCGCAACUCCCGGACGUUGACUGCCACCAGAACCCUCCUUUCCUCGUCCUGCUGGUGGCAUCCUCGUUCUGGCAGGUGGAUGCCAGGAUGGCCAUCCGGCACACGUGGGGCAGGGAGAGGAUGGUGGCUGGGAAGCGCCUGGUGACRUUUUUCCUGCUGGGAAGCGCUGGGGAUGCUGGCCAGCAGGCUGACAUCGCCGCGGAGAGCCAGAGGCACCGCGACAUCAUCCAGAAGAACUUCACCGACACCUACUACAACCUGACCCUCAAGACCAUGAUGGGCAUCGAGUGGAUCCACAGGUUCUGCUCCCAGUCCAGCUUUGUGAUGAAAACCGACACUGAUGUGUUCGUCAAUGUUUUUUACCUCACYGAGCUGCUGCUGAGGAAAAAAAGGACCACGGGGUUCUUCACAGGCUUCUUAAAACUGCACGAGUACCCCAUAAGGAGAAGGGGGAGUAAGUGGUACGUGAGCAGGGAGGAGUAUCCGGGAAAGACCUACCCACCCUUUUGUUCUGGGACUGGAUAUGUUUUAUCCAGUGAUGUAGCCAGCCGGAUCUAUAACAUUUCCGAGAGCGUUUCGUUCAUUAAACUGGAGGAUGUGUUCAUCGGACUGUGCCUUGCCAAAUUGAAAAUUGGGCUGGAGGAGCUGCACUCKGAGCAGACGUUUUUCCCGGAAAGGAUCAGGUUCUCUGUCCCUCGCUUUAAGAAAAUCGUGAUGUGCCAUGAGAUAAAACCAUCCGAGCAGCUGAGCUACUGGAACCGCUUGGAGGCAGAAAAUAAUGGAGGAGUGCUCUAGAACCUUCCAGCUAACAAAC